Molecule: messenger RNA, 1284 nt
Organism: Cryptococcus deneoformans JEC21
Lineage: Eukaryota; Fungi; Basidiomycota; Tremellomycetes; Tremellales; Cryptococcaceae
Product: nuclear mRNA splicing, via spliceosome-related protein, putative
Exons: 4
Coding region: 79-1149 (356 amino acids)
Biological process (GO): mRNA splicing, via spliceosome
Cellular component (GO): U2-type spliceosomal complex; post-mRNA release spliceosomal complex
Source: RefSeq, a predicted model, not a curated record
GUCGUAUUUUCAUUCUUUCUUCCGUACUUCUUCCGCUGGCACCUCUGUCUAUAGCACUUGCCAAAAACACAUCCAAUAAUGCAGGGGUUCAACAGAUACGUUCCACCAGACUACGACCCCAAAAAGGCAUCAACGCUCAACUUGCAUCAAGGAAAGAAACAUGCAUUAGGAAAGCGUGCCAAGGACAUUGACAAGGGUAUCUUAGUCGUUCGAUUUGAACUUCCUUUCAACAUCUGGUGUGGUACUUGCGGUGCACACAUAGGUGCUGGCGUACGAUAUAACGCGCAAAAACGUAAAGUUGGCAACUACUAUUCGACCCCUAUAUUCGCUUUCCGCUGCAAAUGCCAUCUUUGCUCUGGAUGGUUUGAAAUCCGCACAGAUCCCAAAAAUGCGGCAUACAUCGUUGAAGAAGGUGCGAAAAAGAAGGACGAAGACUGGGAUCCAGAAGAACAUGGCGGGUUCAGAAUUCAUGAUACCGAGGCACCUUCAGCAUCUGAAACCGCCACCGCAGACCCAAUAGCCCACCUGGAGAAGACAAUAGAUCAGCAAGAGUGGGCCAAGAAGGGUACCUCACGCCUCACAGAACUUAGCCGGCAAUCUGCUCGCCUUUCCGCCGAUCCUUAUGCUGUAUCGGCCGCACUGCGAAGGAAAUUCCGGGAAGAAAAAAAGGUGAUGCUAGAAAAGCAAGAUCGAGACGAUGCUGUGAAAGAACGGUAUGGAUUAGGAGAGGAUGUUGAUUUAGGGGACGAGGCCGUGGAGGGUGGGAGGGAAGAAUGGAAGGCGGGUAGAACAGAAAAGGGGCUGCAUAUUCCAGGAAGCUCGACUUCCUCUGUCAAAGGUGUGGACCGUUCAAUCGGUAAACAGAGAGGCAUUGGCAAAAGAAGAUUGAGCGAUUCGCCUGCACAUCUGGCAGAAGUUUUAAGAAAAUCGACAGCGAAAAAAUACAAUCCAUUCGAUUUCCCUGUAGCAGGUUUCGGUUCGCCAUCAUCUCCAUCGGCGUUGCUCGAAGGUUUAGGAACGAGAGGCCGGAUGAAGGAAAUGGCAAUACCGAGACGCAAGAAAUCUGUAGAGGGACGAGCAGUGAAUUUGGCAGAGGACAAUUCUGGAAAUGCGAGCUUUGGCCUCUUAUCGGGGUAUGAGAGCGAUUAGGGCCUUGUAAUCAUCAUUGGUGUAGAAACUUCCGUUGUAAUAUCUCUAGCAUCCGCCAUUUGUUGUAUGACAUAUUUUACGUAAUCCAAUCGCACGUCGACUAUAAUAGCACACUGCACUGCAACUGCAUGACCA